Molecule: messenger RNA, 660 nt
Organism: Spodoptera littoralis (African cotton leafworm)
Lineage: Eukaryota; Metazoa; Arthropoda; Insecta; Lepidoptera; Noctuidae
Source: the annotation of a GenBank genome assembly
AUGUAUACAUUGCGGGCGGCGGACGGCCUCCUAGUUGUAGCGUGUGUGUGCGCAGUACGCGGCGCUAAUGACGAUGCUGGUGCUGGGCGAGGUGGCCUUCUGUGCGUGGCUGGCGCUGCAGGUGCUGGCCUGGCAGCAGUCGGAGGCGGCGCGGCAGCUGGCCGAGGCGCUGGAGCUCAGCGACCACCUGCGGCCUCUGCUCGACUACAUGGCGCGCUGGCACCCGCUGCCGCACCGCGUCGACCAGCUCAUACAGGAGGCGAGCGAGGACGCGCCGCGCAACGCGUACGUGGCGCUGGUGCUGGGCGUGCUGCUGCCGGUGCUGCAGGUGCUGGGCGCCGCGGCCGCGCUGCUAGCGGCGCGCGCGCCCCGCUCCCCCCGCGCCUCCGCGCGCUCCGCGUCCGACGCCGAGCUGUCGCUGCAGCCGCGCCCGCCCUCCUACAACAGUGCGUCCGGCUACGGCUACCAGAAGAUGCCGCGCACCGCCUAUCGCAACGGCCGCAUCGUCGUGCUGGGCUAACGGCGCGCCCCCGCGCCCCCGUGCCCCCGCGCCCUGACCGCGGCGUCGCGGCGCGCCCCCUGGCUACGCGGCCGCGCCCUCGUCUCGCAGUGCCACAUUUACACUGUGGAGUGACCCUGAACUCGAACUUAUGUGUCUGA